This is a messenger RNA of Neolamprologus brichardi, 715 nucleotides long. Its product is annotated as GTPase IMAP family member GIMD1-like. The record is from RefSeq and is a predicted model, not a curated record. NCBI's taxonomy places the organism in Eukaryota, Metazoa, Chordata, Actinopteri, Cichliformes, Cichlidae. Gene Ontology annotation, molecular function: GTP binding.
AAGACUUUGUUUUUUCAGAUGGAUCUCAAAGCUGAACACGGUCAACCUGGAAACAACCUCUUUGAUUUCCUCAGCAGGUGGGUUCAUCAUCAUGGUGAUGGCAAAAGGGACGUGCUGGUCUUGAACGUGGUUUUGCUAGGCGGCCCUCAGAGUGGGAGGAGCUCUGUGGGGAAUGCUCUUCUUGGUGGAGACGAAUUCCAAACAGGAAGAAGCAUCUCAGGUGUGACCACUGAGUGUCGCCUCCUCUGGCGCACUUUUCCACGCUUUUUCAGAAGACAGGGGGCGGAGACUGACAUGAUGCUGAGAAUUAUUGACACGCCUCCUGGAGUGCCUGACCCACAGAGCAUCCACCAACUCUGCCCUGAAGGCGUGCAUGUGCUCGGCAUCGUUGUGAGAGCCGACCUCCCGCACGAAGACAAACACCUGCAGCAGCAUGCAGAGAAGCUCCUUGGUCCAGAAUGGCAUCAGCAUUGCAUACUUAUCCUCACGCAUUCUGACCACCUGAGAGAGACGAGGCUUCAGCCUUCAGCCUACCUCGCCCAGCCCUUUACUGGCUGGCUCAGAAAUCUGGCUGGGGAAAUAAGGGGCGGGGUCUGGUUCCUAGAUAACACCAGUGAUUGGUCGUCAGUCAGAGGGCGACCACUCAGAGACCAAAUUCUUUGCCUCUCAGCCAAGAACCAUCACAGGGCUCUGACCGUCAGGACCUCUGUCUGAC